Molecule: messenger RNA, 3292 nt
Organism: Fundulus heteroclitus (mummichog)
Lineage: Eukaryota; Metazoa; Chordata; Actinopteri; Cyprinodontiformes; Fundulidae
Gene: epb41l5
Product: erythrocyte membrane protein band 4.1 like 5
Exons: 26
Coding region: 237-2573 (778 amino acids)
Cellular component (GO): cytoskeleton
Molecular function (GO): cytoskeletal protein binding
Source: RefSeq, a predicted model, not a curated record
UGGAGGGCUCGACUCCUACUUUUUUGUUGGGACUGUGAGGAAAAUUAUACUGUGGAGGACGGACGGCGGUUUUUGGGACGAAAAAGCCGAUAAACUGAGUUACUAGAGCCAAGUUACAGAGCAUGGAGCUACAUGAACGCUCGGUUUAGCGGAGUAAAAUGCAGGCGGACGUGCUUUCCCCGUGAUUUCCCCACAGGAGGCUUUUUCUUUGUGUGGUACUGUUGCUGUCCCCCGUCAUGCUGAGCUUUCUGCGCAGGACUUUGGGUCGGCGGUCCAUCCGCAAACACGCAGAGAAGGCCCGUUUACGAGAAGCACAGCGGGCCGUAACGCACAUCCCUGCGGCCGGCGACGCCACGUCGAUCAUCACCUGCCGCGUCUCCCUACUGGACGGGACGGACGUCAGCGUCGACCUGCCGAAAAAAGCCAAAGGCGAAGAGCUGUUUGAGCAGAUCAUGUACCAUUUGGACAUCGUGGAGAAAGACUACUUUGGACUGCGCUUCAUGGACUCGGCACAGGUCCCGCAUUGGCUCGACGUCACAAAAAGUAUCAAAAAGCAAGUCAAAAUUGGCCCACCGUACUGCCUUCACAUGAGAGUCAAGUUCUACUCUUCAGAACCGAACAACCUGCAUGAAGAACUCACCAGAUACCUUUUUGUGUUGCAGCUGAAGCAAGACAUCCUCAGCGGCAAGCUUGAAUGUCCAUUUGACACGGCGGUGGAGUUGGCUGCCUUCUCUUUACAGGCUGAAUUAGGCGACUGUGACCCACUGGAACACAAUCUGGACCUGGUGUCAGAGUUUCGCUUCAGUCCAGAGCAGACGGAGGAUAUGGAGCUCGCUGUCUAUAAUGCAUGGAAGGAGUGCAGAGGUCAGACACCAGCGCAGGCUGAGAUUAACUACCUAAACAAAGCAAAGUGGUUAGAAAUGUACGGGGUGGACAUGCAUAUGGUCAAGGCAAGAGACGGUAACGAGUACAGUCUGGGUUUAACACCCACUGGAGUUCUGGUGUUUGAAGGCCAAACCAAGAUCGGACUCUUCUUCUGGCCCAAGAUAACCCGUCUGGAUUUCAAGAAGAGCAAACUGACGCUCGUGGUGGUGGAGGACGACGACCAGGGAAAAGAGCAGGAGCACACCUUUGUCUUCAGGAUGGACCACCCCAAAGCCUGUAAGCAUCUGUGGAAGUGUGCAGUGGAGCACCACGCCUUCUUCAGGCUCAGAGCGCCGGUCCAGAAAAACCCGCCGCGCUCUGCCUUCAUACGUAUGGGCUCACGCUUCAGAUACAGCGGGAAGACGGAGUACCAGACGACCAAGUCGAGUAAAGCCAGGCGGUCGACCUCAUUUGAGAGGAGACCCAGUCGGCGUUACUCCAGAAGAACCAUGCAGAACAGAGGACAAUUCAACCUCCCAGAGGGUCUUUCUUCAGGCAACGGCGUGAGCUCCAGCAAAGAAAACAAGGCCUCUCCAGGCAGAGGGGUCUGGUCCGGCAUGCCUGUGGUGAGCCCCGUAGCAGCUUCAACCUGUGGACCAGUGGAAAUCGAGGCGUUACCCAGAAGUCCCGGAGGAGAAAAACGAGGCUUGCCGGUAGUCGCAGACCUGAUGGAGACGUGCCUCGACGAUGUCCUCAGGGCUCCCGUUGUUCCUCCCAUAGCAGCUGCAGAAGAAAUCGCACCGUGCGCCGCUUACGCCGCUGCCAGCGCUGCUGCUGAAGAUCCACUCAGUCUCGCUGAAGCAGCGGCUCGCUUGAAGCAGCUGGAGUUGGAGAGCAUUCAACUUCCUGCGACUCCAAGAAAUAACAUCAACAUCAAUGUGGCCAUGAACAACCAGGACGACGUAGUGAAGCUCACAGAGAAAUGCGGUCUGAACAGUGCAGGAAGUAGUCCGGUUGUCACUCCGCUGCGCGUCCCGGAGGAUCUCAAGAGUAACAUCCUGAAAGCUCAAGUUGAAGCGGCGGCACUGAAGGGACAUCUGGAGGAACAUGUCAUGAUGCCUGGCGACAAGAACUGCAACCUGCAGGAAGCCUCUGCAAGGUUGAGGGUUCGUACGGGCCGACUGGGCAGUAACUCGUCUCUUUCUGUUAGCAGCCAUCCGGAUGGCCAAGACUCCUGGGAGCUGCUGAAGCCGGCCUCGCCGGCCUCCUCUGCAGCUGCCAGUGCUGAGAGGUUGGCGGAGGACUCAAACCCGUCUGUCCCCAAGAUUCCUGCUGUCAGCGAAGGCUUGGCCCCGAAGGUCAAAGCAGAAGAGUUUGAUAUUCAAAGUGUCGCUGUGCCGUCUGACAACCUGAUUGACUUCACCGAUCCCAUUCCUCUUCUGCCACCGGUGCAGCAUCCCAAACCUCUCCUCACGCCUCGCUGGAUCGUUCCUGCGACAGCCCCUCCCGGCCUCUUUACCAAUGGGCUGCAUGACAGUGAAGCUAAGGUGGUCCCUCUCCUUCCCCCUGCUGAUGGGGGAUCAGUUCUCACGUCAGCUCCUGUCCACCUCACUCACCCGCGUAACGCUCUCUCUGCCAGCGCUGCGGUUCUUCCGCCCGUCCCGGAGGGCGGAGCCAAACCCAGAGGCCUCCUGACCACCGAGCUCUGAUGACGGGCGGAGCAGACGCCAAACCGGCAGCUUCAGAGCGACACAUUCACACGAACCGCAGCCACUGUCACAAUAAGAAGACUCGUUUUAUUUUAAAUGAUUUUUCUCCAGCCUGAUCAUCUCAACAGCGUGACUUUUAUUUUAUUUUCACCUGGUAGGGAGGGGGUCGGUCUGCCUGCCUCUUUACUGAAUCCAUCCAAGCUGAUCAGAUUGUGACCUCAGCAUCUUCACGUUGCGUUCCCAGGGGACUUUAAUGUGGCGCUAGCACCUGAGAACAGAAGUGAAGACACUACAAAGGAGAACUAACACUGAGAUCUGGUCUCAGUGGUCGACGCUUAAAAUGUGAGUCUUAGCCGUGAUGUUUGGGACCGCUGGACCUCUGAGCUGCUCCAGGACGGCUUAGCUUAGCUUAGCAGCACACCAGCAACAUGUUAGCCACUGGAUACGAAAGCUUCACUGGAUUCUCCGUUUCAACACUGGACUUUUCAGAGUAAUAUGAAGAUGGUUUUACACAAAUGUUUUACUGUAUUAUUAUUAUUAUUAUUGUCGUCGUUAUUGCCAGUCCAUGUUUUCUAAAUGCCCAUUCCAGGACGUGUCGGUAGCGCCAGAGAAAAAUAGCUCUGCAUCUCUUUCUGGAUCCAGUUUAGUAAGCUUUACCAUAACCACUAAUUUUAAGUGUUGUUAUUUUUUGAUUAAAUUUCACCCUCUUCUUGUUAAUC